This is a messenger RNA of Ceratitis capitata (Mediterranean fruit fly), 2801 nucleotides long. It is a transcript of the gene Nup107, whose product is annotated as nuclear pore complex protein Nup107. Gene Ontology annotation, cellular component: nuclear pore; nuclear pore outer ring. Lineage: Eukaryota; Metazoa; Arthropoda; Insecta; Diptera; Tephritidae. The transcript is spliced from 3 exons. Gene Ontology annotation, biological process: protein import into nucleus; regulation of DNA-templated transcription; mRNA export from nucleus. Gene Ontology annotation, molecular function: structural constituent of nuclear pore. The record is from RefSeq and is a predicted model, not a curated record. Bases 109 to 2751 code for a protein of 880 amino acids.
GAAUAAUGUAACAGAUGAAAAGAAGAAGACAAUCAGUAAAUUUUGACCGGUAUUUAUUUUAUAGAAGAUUUGUGAGUGAUUGGUAUAGACUUUUUGGGUUUUAUUAAAAUGUCGCAAAGUCCGUUCAGUGCAUCUAAUCGGGUCCCAAUUCAAGUGAAACCACAAACGCCUAAAACAUUACUAUCACAACAAAACACAAGUCAGAAUGACCUCUCAAUCUCGUUGUUACCACAAGAAGUAUCGCGUAUUCUGGGCCGACAACAACGCCAGUUGUCGCAUAAUGAAUCGAGCGCAUUUUUUGAUAACUUCAAUUUGACUGUUGGCGAUGGAAUGACCGUCAGUGAUCGCUCUGUUUUAGGUGAAACCCAGCAUAUGUCUUCGGUGAAGGAAAAAACAGAUUUGUUGUUUCCUCAAUUUUUGGAAGUCUUGCAGGGACGUAACAACGACUCUGAAGUUUUUGAUACCAUACAAGAUUUAAUACAGACUUGUACUGGCGUCGCCGAUGAAUUGCAAAGAACGCAGUUACAACUUGCCCCCACAUCCAAAGGUCAAAUUAAAAGUUAUAUGUGGUUAGAACAAGAAAUAAAAACUUGGAAGUUGCUAUAUGCCUUAUACAAAGAUCGUGUAAUGAUACAAGCUGAAGGUGGCGAUAUUGAUUGUGAGAUGCCGCCUCUGGGAGGUUCUGAAAAAGAAGUUAUCGCACAAUUAUAUGCAUGCAAUUCUACACUACGAGAGUACCAAUUAAUAGUCGAUUGGCUUGAAGCUUGUUAUGAGAGAAGCGAUUCACAACCUCAAGUGGGUCAUAUUACAAACCGUGCAGUUGGUUGGGAAAAUACACUAUUUCAAUUACAAAACCGUCGCGAAGUAGCUUUUGGCACUGGUGUUGAAAUCGUUAAAUCACUAGACCCAGAUGCUCCUAUUCGAGAACGACGCCCACUUCAUGCUCUGGAUGAAGAGGAUAAUAUGCGCUUGUCGCAGAGUAUUUUUACAGAAAUUCGACAAGGACGCAUUGAUGAAGCUAUGACGCUUUGCAAAUACAGUGGUCAAACAUGGCGUGCAGCUAUACUAGAAGGUUGGCGUUUACAUGAAGAUCCUAAUUAUGAAACGCAGGUAAAUGCGCGAGAGAAACUGCCCAUUGAAGGUAAUCCCCGCCGUGAUAUAUGGAAAAAAUGUGCCUGGCUUAUGGCUGAUUCCAAAAAGUUUGAUGAAUAUACCCGCGCUAUAGCUGGAGCUUUUUGCGGUCAUCUUGAAUCCUUAAAAGCUCUUUUGAACGGUUCGUGGGAGGAUCUUUUAUGGGCAUAUCUUAAAGUACAAAUUGAUAUACGUGUAGAAAGUGAAAUACGAGCUUGUUGUAUGAAGACUUACCAUCAGUUGACAGACGGUUAUUGGAAUUCAAAAAUGUCAUUAGAGCAAAUAUUUGAAGAACUCGCAGUCUCUAACGAUGCAGCUGUACGAGAUUAUGCCUACAGUAAAAUAGGAAUAAUACAAAAAUAUUUGAUAUUGGACAACAUCGGUGAAUUGUUGCAGAACAUGCGUCGUUGGAUUGAAGAGUCUGAUAAUGUCAAUGCGUCAAAAGAAAAUAUCUCUCCCCAUCUUUUACGUUUCCUUACACAUAUUGUGCUUUUCAUGCGUCAAAUUGGUCGAGUCGAUAAAGAGGAAACUGCAGAUAGCAUUGUUGCUGCUUAUGUUGAAUCAUUGAUAGAACGAGGAGACGCACAAUUAGUUGCAUUUUACACGGCCGCGUUACCUGUCAAGGUACAAAUAUUAUUGUACUCUAAGUUCCUUGAGCAGGUCAAAGAGUCUUCAGCUCGCUAUGCAGCCCUUACGGAGGCUAUUAAUGCUGGUCUCGAUAUAGAGAAUAUAACACGCCAUACAGUAAAUACCAUACGACAACGAAUGCCAGGGGAUGUAGAUGAAGCCAAGCAUGGCAAACUUCAGGUUGGAGAAAUUUCAACAUUCGAUCAACAAAAAAUUAGUGCUUUAGAGUGGCUUACAUUUUUGCCAACACAACGCGGAGAUCUGUUAUGGCAAGCUAACGCGAUGAUACGCACAUUCCUGGGUGAAAACAAAUUAGAAUGUGUGCGCGCCGUUUAUGAACUUGUGCCAUCAGAUUCUCUCUCGCAAAUUAUAAAUAUUUUUGGAACGAAAGAUAAUUUGCCGUGUCGCGAAGAAUGUAGCGUUAAGGAAUAUCUUAGUUAUAAAGUCUACUUAGCGGCAAUCGAUGGUUUUAAUGACUGGUCACGCCUAUUGCAUAACAGACCAAAAGAACCACAGUUAGUGACAGCAGGUGCAAAUUUUACCGAACGUAUUGCAUCAGAGCAUAAAGAACAAGUAUAUAGAGCAGAAUUGAAACGCUGGGAAUCGAAUCUAGAGGAACAAACAAAAUUAACACGCGAUGCAUUAUUCAAUAUAUUACUAUUUCCCGAAAAGGGUUGGUUAAUUGAUCCCGACACCUUAAAAGAUCCAGCUAAUAUAAGUGAGAUGGACUGGGAUAAUCGUCAAAUACAGUUAGAGAAGCUACGCAGCAUUUGUAUACCAGAAGUAGUGUUACUUUUACACAAAGUUCUCCACUCUUCGGGCGACUAUCAGGGUUGUGUAAAGCUGUCGGAGGAGAUUGCCACGGAAAAUCGACAACUUUAUAAAGUGUACACGAAACAUAAGUUGGCCGAGUUGCUUUCGAAAAUUGCCGAAUCUUCAUUGGAGUUAUUAAACAAAAAGUUGGACCCAUGGGGCUAUACGACAACUCUUUAAACAUUUCAAGUGUGUGUGAUUAAAUUAUAAAUAAAUUAAAUUAAUCACAA